Octopus bimaculoides (California two-spot octopus) is the source of this 3644-nucleotide messenger RNA. RefSeq lists its product as uncharacterized. NCBI's taxonomy places the organism in Eukaryota, Metazoa, Mollusca, Cephalopoda, Octopoda, Octopodidae. Gene Ontology annotation, molecular function: protein binding; metallopeptidase activity. The record is from RefSeq and is a predicted model, not a curated record.
AGAAGGCGGAGAAAAUGUGACGAGCUGCCAGGAGUAACUAAUCCUAAAAAUGACUGUACAGUGCGUGUGUGUGUGUUUGUGUACGCCUGAGUGUGUAAGUAAAUGUGCGUUAGUGUGUGGCUGAAUGGGUUGUACGUGAAUGUGUAUGUGCGUAUGUCACUGUGUGUGUAUAUAAGUAUGCGUGAGUUUCGAUUUGAGUGCAUGUGAGCUUGAAUACGUGCGUAAGAACAAUUGUGUGUGUCUAUGUCUGCGUGUGUAUGUGUGUGUGUGCCUGUGAGUAAAUACAUGGUGAGUAUGUAAGUAUGAUGAGUUUAUAUAUACAUAUGAGUGAAUGCGUGCGUAUGAUCAAUAUUGUAUGUGUGAGUGAGUGUGUAAUCGAAAGUGAGGCUGACUGGCAUCGUCGCAGCAGUCGGGGGGAAAACCGCAGCUAACGGCAGCAGCAUGCUAACAAAGGAGGUUUUGUUUGUGUGUACCGACCGCCGACUUCAACAACAAGACAACAGCAUCAAUGUAACUAUGGAAAACAGCAUUGAGAAAUUGAAAGAUGUUGAAAUGGAUCGACUAAGUCCCUCGUUGGAAGAGAACGGCAAUAGCUAUAGGUGUAGCAACAUCAAUGAUAGCGGUGAACCAGAAGACGAAGAGGACGGAGAUAUCGGUGAAGCUGAUGAGGCGGUAGAGGAGGAAAUGGAAGAAGAAGAAGUAGAAGAAGAAGAGGAGGAAGAAGAAGAAAGAGAAGCAACAAUGGAAGAAGCAGCAGAAAUGGAAGAGGAAGAGGAAGAGGAGGAAGAAGAGAGAGAGGAGGAGGCAGAGAGUGAGGAAAUGGGUGAUGACGAGACACACAGAGUUAGCAGCCCGAAACGGAUGCUUGUCUCCACUUUGGAGAACAACAACAACAACAGUGACGACAACAACAACAACAACAACAACAACAACAACAACAAUAAUAAUAAUAAUCAUAAUAACAAUAAUAACAAUAAAAAUGGUAAUGGCAUUAAGAUGAGGUUUACAACACAAUCGCAUGAUAGGAAUCUGAUGAGAAGUAACAAAAUAGAAACCCCAUUGUCUUUACCUGAUCCACACAAACUCUAUUUGAAACAGCCCCUGCUGCAGCAACAGCAGAGGCAACACCAUCUGCUGUCGUCGAAAUAUCACAAAUCGCAAGAAAUGAUUGAUUGUUCGAACAGCAGGCCUGGCAGUAAAAAUAGCGGAAGAAUCACAGCACCUGGCGGCACGACUGCACGAGGUGUUGGAAGAGGAAGUGGUUCGAAUGCAUCCGGUGCUGGUAUGGGAUGUGGACGAGGUCGUGGCAUAACGCUGAAUAUGUUGAUGAAGGAUGGUGUCAUAGAGUCCGGUGGAGGUUGUCUCUCUUUGGAAUACUUGGGAAAGAAAUUUGCUGCUGACCUUCUUCCAAAUGGUAAGAUCAGGUGGCAAGAAAAUAAUGAAAUUUUCAACUCACCAAGUGCCUGGGCUAGUCACUGCAAAAAACUGGUCAAUCCUUCCAAAAAGUCUGGCUGUGGCUGGGCAUCGAUCAAAUACAAAGGCAGGAAGUUAGUUUCCUGGAAAUCACUUUGGUGUCGAAAGCAGCGACAGAAUGGCAAUGUCUGUGACAAUCUGGUGCCUCUGCUGGAUGAUUCUUCUAACAUUAUGAAAACCAAUCGGAAUUCCAAAGACUUGUUCCAUAAAGUGCCUGAAUUUGAACUGGAACGAAGAACUACAUUGAAACCCCCUCUGCCAGCACAUAUAGGUCAUAAACCUAUAACCAAUGGUAAAACCAAAAAACAUGUGGACUGGAGUCACAGUGAUAUUCAAGAGGAAGCCUUGAACCUUUCAUUAAAGGGAAUUAAAGAAGAAAGUCAUAAAGUACAGAAGUUCUCACCACCACAACAAUGUCACCAGCAGAAGAAAGUUCAACUGUCUCCCCCACCACAGCUUCAACAACCACAACCAAAACAACAGCAACAGCAACACAGUCAACAACCGCACCGCCAAAAAGUUCAACUGUCUCCAUCGCCAACACUACCACCACCAGCACAACAACAACACAAUCAGAAAACACAGCACCAGAAAGUUCAACUGUCACCACCACUACCACAACAACAGCAACAGCAACAUCAUCAUAGUCAUCAAACACAUCAGCAGAAGAAAGUUUCCCCAUCUCCAAAACACCAAACACAAAAACUAGAGAAACCAGAAAUUAUUAACACAUCCCAUCCCAGGUUCCCAUUGGUCAAACAUUCCAAUCUCCUUGACAGAAAUGCUGAACAAGAUCCAAACACAUUAGUUGAGUGUGAAACAUUUGAAGCUUAUGGCAAGUUCCAACCGUUUAGUGUGUCUGUCACAACAAACUCCAUGUUUCUCAUAGAUUUCCACUGCCACUUGACAAGUAGUGAAGUAUUGGGAUAUUUGGCCGGUAAAUGGGACCAGAACACACAACGUAAGUACAUACUCUUUAACCAAUGGACCCUCAUAGCUAUUCAGUGCUCCUUGAAUCUUGUUGAUUUGGCUGGCAGUGAACGACUCAAGGACUCUGGUAGUGAGGGCAAGAGACUUAAAGAGACUCAGUGCAUUAACAAGAGUCUCUCAACUCUCAGCACUGUAUUCACUUCUCUUGCUAACAAAGAUAACCAUAUUCCUUAUAGGAAUAGCAAGCUCACAUAUCUGCUACAGAACUCUCUUGGUGGAAACAGCAAAACUCUUAUGUUUGUGAAUGUCUCACCCAAAGAAGACAACUACCAGGAAACCUUGAAUUCUCUUCGCUUUGCAACAGCGGUAAAUAACUGCAACAUUGGCACUGCCCAGAAGAAAGUGAAAUAGAAGAAUUUUGAUUUUGUUAGGACUAUUGUGUGUGUGUAUGGAUGUAUGUGUGCGUGUGUGCAUGCGUAAUGAAUUGCAUGCAAAUUUCUUAUUUCUUGCUUUUCUAAAUCUAUAAAUAUCUUAUUUUAAAGCAGUCUUCAAGAAAAAAAAAAAAAAAAGAACAACCGUGGCUUUUAAGAAUUCAUUGUCAUUUAGUCAUCUUCUGUCUGUAUUGUCGAAGACCUUUUUAUGUCACCAUUUACUUUUUAACAAUGACUUCAUUUACUUGUGAAAUGAAAUUCAUCUCACAUCCUCGCCUCUGUACCACAGCACAUCUAUAUUAUUAUUAUCAUUACCAACAGUAGUGAAGGAACACAAUUUUGCUAGGCUCUUGCAAGUAAUUUGACUGCCCACUUUCAAAUGAGAUAAGUCUUCCAUUAUAAUUAUUUUCCUUUUCAAAUUUUAAAUUUUAUUUGAUGACUGUGAAAAUAAUAAUGUGUAAAUGUGUCCAUCCUAGUGUUUUACUGAAUGUAAAAUUGCUGAGUUAUGUGAGCCAGUCCAUGCAAGUAUUUUAUUGACUGUGAAAUAACUGAGACUCCUGUGUGAAUGAGUUCAUGCGAGUGUUUUACUGAAUGCAAAAUGGCUGAGAGUCAGAUGUGAAUCAGUCCAUGCUAAUGUUUCAUGGAAUGUAAAGUAGCUGAGUAUCAUCUGAUAGUCUUUCAAGUGUUUUUUUUUGUUUUAGAAUAACAGCCUAUGCAAGUGUUUCUGAUUGUAUGUAAAAUAACCCUAAAUGUCUUGUGUAUGUAUUCAGAAACUAUAUCUUUUUUGUUAAAUAAAUGUUGUUACUGUAA